ACUCAAUACUUGACUACAAGAACUGAAUCCGCUGAAUUAAAUAUUCAAAUGUUCUAUUAUCGUCCUUCUCGACAUAUUAUUAUUAACGAUUACGGGGUAUUAUGAGAGCUGUGACAGGUAAUAGCCGACCUGUGGGGUCACCAAGAGUGUCGUGACCCCUCUCCGAUCUGCGCCAAAGUGUACAGCAAUCGAUUUACAAUUCCAGUUCGUUAUCCGCCAGAUAUUUCGUUGCUCAAUUCGUAUUGAACAAACAGUCUGAACACGAGUGCAAAUUCUGGCUGUCAUUCACCCUCAGCUCUCGGAUUUUGCCAUUUUUUUUUCUUAUGACGAAAAAUUCAGUGAUGACUGUUGAGAAAAAUGGAGGAAGGGUCACGAGGGUCAACAGCGGGUCGAGAAUUUACAGUAGCGGGAGGGGAAGUGCCGAUAGGGUUAAUUCUGCCCCUUCUAAGAAGAGUCUCUUUAAUACUAAAGAUAACAAUCAACACCUUUGCAUUCCAUGUGACAAAAUACCCAGGAAGCUACCAAAAUCUGCAAAAGUGAUAACAAAAUCAGAAUACGAGUACUUUCGUAGUCGUGCACUCGAUGGUUUACGAACGAAAGAAGAUAAAGAGUCAGCACUUCUGGAGUUGGAGAACGAGAAGGCACGUUUACUGGCUGAAUCAAUGGCCAGAAAAGAGGAGAUAAAGCAGAUAGACCUGGCGAAGCGUCGGGACAAAGCUCUGAAGCUCGACGACCUCGAGGCCGAGGCCAGACGAAAGACAAUGCACCUCCUGGAGCGAGCUUACGACUUAAAACUAGAGCAGGAAGAGGAGAUUCAGAUGUGCAACAGGCUCAUCCUCGAGACAAAGUGUCGAGCAAUCAGAGAUCUCCAGGUGUCCGAGAAGAGGAUAAUCGAGAAGGAGAUGAACGACGAGGAGAAGCGACUCAAUCAGAUGAUAGAGAAUGAACGAAAACAAAAAAUGGAGGAAGAGGCCAAGAAGGAGGAGGUGGAAAUGGCGAGGAGGAGAAAAUAUGCGAGAUUACUUCGUAAUCAGAUUUUGGAGAAUGAGGAGCAGAAGAUCAUCGAGUUCGAGAGGAAAAGGGAGGAGGGAAAGCUCAUCAACUUGAGUAACAUUGCGUGGCAGGACGAGGAGGUUGCCAAGGCCAAGAGGAAGGAGGAAGAAGCCUUGAGAGUUCGACAAGAAUUGAUCAUAGAAAAUGAAAAGCUGAUGAGGUACAAGCAGAUGGAGAAAGAAGAACAAAGGAUACUCGAUCUCAGAAUUCGUGAAUACCAAAAGAAGAAAGCAGAACGCGAAGCUGCUCAGGCUGAAGAACAGCGGUUGGCAAAAGUGCGAAAGGACCGCGAGAGAUCUCGAAUGGCAGCCCAGACACAACAAGCCACCGAAUUACAAUCGCAAAUAGACGAGUUGAACGCAGCGAGAGUCCAGGAGGAGGUGGAGCGCGAGUGGCGACGAAAGGAGAAGGAGGCAGCCCUGAAGAGAUUGGAGACACGAAAAGUCUUGGCAAUGGCACGAGAGGACCAGAUCAAGUACAGAAAAAUGCUCCAGGCGAUGGAGAUCGAGAGAGAGAGGCGAGAAUUCCAGAAGAUUCUUCAGUACCAGAAGGAGGCGAUCAGCAAGGAGCAGAGAGAGAGGGAGGAGCGCCAAAAGGAGGCACAUCAUCAUCGGAAAAUUAUUCUUCAACAGGUUAACGAGAAGGAGGGAAGGAAAAUCGAAUUGAGGAGGAAGAUGUUCGAGGAGGGAAUGACUAUCAGGGCGGAGAUGGAGAUGAGAAAGAAGAGACUGAGAGAGGCUAUGGAGAAGAAGUGCAAGGAAAUGAGGGCUAAUAAUGUUCCGGAGGUCUACAUCAGUGAGGUCAAGGCGAUGAUCGAUAAAGUUAAAUAAUUCGGAAUGUCCUGAUUUUGUAUAAAUUUUAUUUCAUGAGAAUAAAAUUAGUGGGGGAGUGGUAAACCGAGAUCGGUCACUUCUGAGUGUUGACCAGUUCUUGAUGAAUAUCUCAAGAUCUAGGAGAGAUAACAAAAU
Messenger RNA from Diachasmimorpha longicaudata, 2021 nucleotides. RefSeq names its product cilia- and flagella-associated protein 45-like. The coding region runs from base 324 to 1883 and encodes 519 amino acids. The record is from RefSeq and is a predicted model, not a curated record. Lineage: Eukaryota; Metazoa; Arthropoda; Insecta; Hymenoptera; Braconidae. The transcript has 3 exons.